This is a messenger RNA of Nylanderia fulva, 1737 nucleotides long. RefSeq lists its product as uncharacterized. The record is from RefSeq and is a predicted model, not a curated record. Lineage: Eukaryota; Metazoa; Arthropoda; Insecta; Hymenoptera; Formicidae.
UCUGACCGAAAAUAAGCAUCCAGUAGUAAAUUCGCGAUCGUUCAUACAACAUGCAACGAUUGUUGAUCUGCCUGAUCGUUUGUACAUGGCUAUGUGCCAGCACCUGGGCUUCAAACGGCGUAAAGGGUGGACAACGACCGCGUUAUCCCACAAGUGGAAACUAUCAUGGUAGCAAUUCCUCGCAAAACAGUCUUUGCUAUAAAAGAGUGCCAUACAGUCAUGUUUUGGCUUUAAACUCUAGUGGAUCACCUUAUAAUACCAUCCCUCAACCACAAGAAGGUCAGCCUCCUAACGAGGGUUGGAUUACUAUUUUGGACUGUUGCGACGGCUACGAACGUAACGUGACAAGCGGCUUGUGCGAACCGCACUGCGAUCGCGGCUGUUUCGGCGGACGUUGCACAGGACCGAACAUCUGUAGCUGUCAACCGGGAUGGCAUCCCGAGGAUGGCGUCUGCUUGCCCGUCUGUACGCAUCAGUGUCAAGAAAACGCUUAUUGCUUCUCCCCGGAGGAGUGCGUAUGCAAAUUGGGCUACGACGAGAUAAACGCUCAGUGCAAGCCAAUCUGCCCUGACGGUUGCGGAAACGGCGAAUGCGUUGCGCCGCGAGUUUGCCGAUGCAGACCGGGAUUUGUUCAGGAUGAGCACAAGCAAUGCGUGGCCGCUUGCGAGGGAGGCUGCGAACACGGAACAUGCAGCGCGCCAGGUGUAUGCAGCUGUCACCAAGGAUUCGCCAAUCCACCCGGUGACCGCGAGUCCUGCACCCAUUGCCCAAACGGCUGCGAAGGUGGCGAAUGUAUCGCGCCGAACAUUUGCAGAUGUCGACCCGGUUUUAGGUCCGAUCACACCGGGGGUUGCGCGCCGGAUUGUCCGGGUGGCUGCGACGGCGGCGAGUGCAUCGCGCCGAACGUCUGCGGCUGCAGGUCCGGAUACAUGCGGGAUCGUUACAGCGGCCGAUGCGUCCCUAUCCCUGGCACAUCGCAGUGCGGGCCCGGAUAUAUUGUCGAUCCCGAUACCGGUAGAUGCAUUCUUGCACCCCCGACUGUCACAACCCCGUCGCACAUCCCCGAUUGUAGAUACGGCUGUGGUCCUCACGGAUACUGUCGUACAGGACAUAAUGGACAUAAUCAAUGUGUCUGUGAAUCGGGCUACGCGAUCGAUCCUGCUACCGGUAGAUGCGGUCCCCUAACAUCCUCUAACGCGACCAGCUCGCAAUGUAGAUAUGGUUGCGGACCGAACGAACGAUGCGUCGCCCCGAACGUGUGUGUUUGCAAUCCAGGAUUCCACAAAGAUUUCGAUACAAACAGAUGCGUCCAAUAUGAGGGGGAUGAAACGGACACACGCGUGUGCCAGCAUCCGUGCUUGAACGGUCAAUGCACCGGGCCGGAUCAGUGCACCUGCAAUCAGGGAUACACUUACGAUUCUCGUGAUGUCACACGCUCGAGAUGCAUACCGGUAUGCGUGGGUGGAUGCCUGAACGGCGUGUGCACCCUGCCGAAUUUCUGUAUCUGUAAUCCCGGUUAUCGAAAAGAAGGCGGUGUUAAGGGUCGGCAAAGAUGUGUCCCGCAAGAAUAAGUAAAUGUUUUCGAGUUGUACAAACAAAUGACGACAUAAAGUGUGGUAAUAUUUAGAUUAGUUUGACAAAGCGAGCAUAUACAUUCAUUCCUAGAUAUCAAAUUGUGUAAACAUCAAUAUGUAAUGCGAAAGUCAUAAUAAAGUAUACGUAUCCAGAUAUAGAAAA